ACCCACAACCAGACCGCACCCCCCCUCAGCCUCUCGUCGUCAUCUCGAAGAAGUGUGAGUGACGUCAACGUCGGACACAGAUGAACGGCCGACGUUCAUCUGGCAUCCACCCGGUGGGGACGCAACCUCAUGCUUGUCCACUUCUAAUCUCCUCCUUCACGUCCGGCGUACCUUAGCACUUGCCCCUCCCCCCUACCCCCCCCCCCCAAAAAAAACACCCCGAACCCCGAAAACAACCGAACCCCAACCUCAUGAAGCCGUCUAUAGAAGACCAGGGUGCGCACAGCACCCCCCGCCCCCACCACCCCUCAUUCCCACACCCCACCUCCACCAACGGCACGCCCAGCAGCGGCCGCGAGGACGCCUGGAGCGAGGGAGCCACGUCAGCCCUAAUCGACGCCUGGGGCGACCGUUUUCUCCAGCUCAACCGCGGCAACCUCCGUCAGAAGGACUGGAAGGAGGUCGCUGACGCCGUCAACAGCCGUCAAGACGGCGUUAAGCCCCGGAAGACGGACAUCCAGUGCAAGAACCGCAUCGACACCCUGAAAAAGAAAUACAAGCUCGAGAAAUCCAAGCUCGCGCCUUCCAAGUGGCCCUUUUUCUCCCGCCUCGACAGUCUCAUCGGCUCCACCACCCCCGCCGCCGUUAAAUCGUCCGCUAAGACCCCAACUUCCGUCACUUUCACCGUCAGGCACCCUGCCAAGCAGAACCCUCCCGCCGCUGCUACCACCGCCCUGGCCGUCUACUCGGGCGGGUCCUCUUCUAAAUCGAGGCUGAAUUCCCGUGGGACCACCGAGAGCUCCCGUGGCGGCAAUGACGACGAUGACGACGAUGUGGCGUUUGAUGGUGGGCCAAGGAAGCAGCGGCGGCGGGAUCCAGAGGCGGGGGAUGGCAGCGGGGUGCUGAGCGAGCUGGCGAGGGCGAUACUCAAGUUCGGGGAGAUCUAUGAGAGGAUCGAGAGCUCAAAGCAGCAGCAGCUGAUGGAGCUGGAGCGGCAGAGGAUGGAGUUUGCCAAGGAGCUUGAGUACCAGAGGAUGCAGAUGUUCAUGGAGGCGCAGCUCGAGAUGGAGAAGAUGAAGCGCCCCAAGUACAGUUCUGGUCCUGCUAACAUUUUGACUUCCCACUAUGGAUUGAAGUAGAACCUCAAAUGGUGUAAUAGAACCUAAACUACCAUAAUGGAGAUCUGAUCGGAUAUAGUCUAAUGUGGUUCAUAACACUACUUGUUGAUAUGUAUUUGAAUUUCAAAUCUGACUAUCCAUUUAAUCCAAAUGCCAUCAAUUUAAAAAUAAUAAGAGGGGCCACCAAGAAAAAAAGGAUUUUUACCACCGGAGAUGUGCUCAUUGUAAUUCAGUGCUGGUCAGUUGGAAAAUAUCCUUCCUGCCAGAUGCAUAAGACACUGUCUCUGCAUUUAGCAAAUGACACGGUAUUUGAAUUUAAUUUAAAGUGAUGUUCGCAUUUAAUGUGGUCGCUGUUAGAUUUAGCAGCAUUGCCAUUUGGAGCACUUUUCAAAUGCAGCCCCUUAUAUUGGCAUUCAUUACCAUUCUAACGUUAAAUUUUCACGUUAAAUAGCAUAAAGCAUGUUUCCUAAUCUUUGAUUGAAAACCCAAAAAAUCUCCUAUUCAGAUUUCAUCAGGGACUAGAGAAAAAAAAAAAAAAAACUCCAUUUGGUUAUCUACCUGAUCAAGCUUUGUUCAUGACUCUCUAAAA
Magnolia sinica is the source of this 1707-nucleotide messenger RNA. RefSeq names its product trihelix transcription factor ENAP2-like. NCBI's taxonomy places the organism in Eukaryota, Viridiplantae, Streptophyta, Magnoliopsida, Magnoliales, Magnoliaceae. The record is from RefSeq and is a predicted model, not a curated record. Gene Ontology annotation, molecular function: transcription cis-regulatory region binding. Bases 252 to 1139 code for a protein of 295 amino acids. The transcript is spliced from 2 exons. Gene Ontology annotation, cellular component: nucleus.